AUGAGAAAGGAAAGAAAGAUAGAGAUAAAAAUAGAGGAAAAGCCAAGUAAAAGAAUGAGAGAAAGCACGAUGGGUGAUGUGCAAAGUCGGAUAUUGGAAGAUGCCUCGAUAAUGUGUAAUUCCUGGUCACCUAGACACAAUGGUGACUUAUUUGGCGGUUUGAAUAGCGGACUACAAGACGGUCUGCUUUCGAGGGCAGAGGCUCUGGCAGCUGACUUAGGAAAGCACAAUGCAGGCACGCCGAUGCCUCUUAAGCAUGAUCCUGUAUCUGUAUAUCAUCACGGGGCACACAUGCCUAGUCCACACCCAAACAAUCGGCCGCACCAUCAGGUACAAUCACACCUAUUUGUGAGUCUAACUUGUUAA
Messenger RNA from Cotesia congregata, 366 nucleotides. The record is from the annotation of a GenBank genome assembly. Lineage: Eukaryota; Metazoa; Arthropoda; Insecta; Hymenoptera; Braconidae.